This is a messenger RNA of Funneliformis geosporum, 1662 nucleotides long. The record is from the annotation of a GenBank genome assembly. Lineage: Eukaryota; Fungi; Glomeromycota; Glomeromycetes; Glomerales; Glomeraceae.
AUGACAACUCUUCCAACUUUACCUCCCAUCAGUACGCUUUCCUACAAUCAUACUUUGCCACCAAUAAUAUCUUCAACGGGUAACUCUUAUCAUAAUAAUAAUAUUAAAGGUCAUUCAAACGUUGAAAGAAGUGAGCAACAACCACCACCACAAACGCAACCUCGUUAUUCUUCCUCCAGCUCACUUUCCAUGAACAUACCGCAAUCAACACCGACGACGCCAUACUCGGCAUCUUCCAAUUCCUCAUUUUCUUCAACUUCUUCAUUUUCUUAUUCACCACUACCUCAACAGCCACCUCCAACACAACCUCCAGCACAACUAUCUCAAUCACAACCUUCAUAUUAUCAAAGAUCACCACCAGCUUCAUUCUAUUCUCAGCCUACUUAUUCUUAUUCACAAUAUUCGCAAUCACAUUCCCCGGCACAACCUUCGUGUCGUAGGUCACAACAACAAAUUCAACAUUAUCCAUCAUCACAACAAUAUAAUUUACAAUCACCACAACAUCAUCCACAUUCACAAAUAUCAAAUUCACAGCAAUCACCCACCCCAAUACGCCCAUUCCAAAGGAAUCACAAUUCACAAAAUGUCAUAUCCGAACCUUUCGUAACUGUCAAACCCGAGUUAAAUAAUAGGCCUCCUAGGCGAAGACGUCGUCCCCCAUUUUCUUAUUCAUCACUCAUAGCUCAGGCCAUUUUAGAUUCACCUGACAGGAGAUUGACAUUAAGAGAAGUUUAUCAAUGGAUAAUGGAGAGAUAUCCGCAAUUGUACAAAGCGGAUGAUACCGGUUGGCAGAAUACAAUUCGUCAUAAUCUAUCAUUAAAUAAGUGUUUCAAAAAGGUACCUCGUUCUGAUACCGAAUUGGGUCACUCAACGUCAUCAUCGACGGCUAGCAAGGGUAAAGGUGGUUAUUGGACAAUAGAUCCCGAGUAUAUGUCUUCGUAUCAUGAUGGCGUGUUCGCGAGAGGUGGUGUGCAAAAACGUAGACCGGGUGAAGUGGGUUUACAUCAAUUAGGUGGAUCGGGUCUUGGUGAUGAUGAUAGUGGUGGUAGCGAUACCCCAUCGGACAAUAUGGCAGGUAGAUUGGUUGAUAUUGAUGAUGAUGUCGGAAAUAAUGGCAUGCCCUUAACUUUAACCGUACCUCCUCCGGUGGUUGUUUCAUCUUCCGCGUCAUUAAUGACUCCUCCUCCGACUUCAAAUUUAUUACCAAAUAAAUCAAAAUUCUUUACCCAGAAAAAAACCGAACAAAAUCUUGUACAUUUGGUUUCACCUUCUUCACCGUCUUAUUCGAGCGUGAAUGCAAGCGGAUCAACUUCUGGAAGUUAUGAUGUGUUCCGUUUGGCUGAAUUAAAUGAUAAACCUAAUGCUGAGGGUCUCCUAGAUGGAGUGAAUAUCCCUCUUUCUGACCGGCAAUAUCGCGUGAUAAACAGAAAUCUCUCUCCUUAUCCGGUGGUGGGAUCAAGAGGUGGGCCAUGUUCCGAGUGGAAUAUGGGUGAACCAUCAAUUAAGAGAGAAAUCGAUGAUUCGCGUCAUUCAUAUUAUUAUGGCAAUCAUUCAAGGGGCGUAACGGAUCUUCAACAAUUUGUCGGUGUCGGUGAUUCGAAUUCGUCUCUUUCAUCCGUGGCUGGAACUUCGUCGAUGAAGAUCCGCGAUUUAUUAAAUUAG